AUGCCUUCCGACACCCUCGGUUUGACUGUCGGUACCGGUUUAGGGGUGAGUGUCCUCGCUGGUAUCUUGUCCGGGGUCUGUUUCAUCAUCGGAUACAGGAGCAGGAUCGGCAGAAAGAGAAACCGAAAGUGGCACUGCAACGUUUGUGGUGAAUAUCUACGAUCUGCUGGAUUCGUAUUGAGAAACGGUCAGUUUGUUUACUGCGCCAAAUGUAACACCAAAGUCUGUAGAUCAGCAUGUUCAGUAGAAGAAGCAGAUGGUUCUUGGGUAUGCAACCUGUGCGCCCCAAAAGUAAACAGCUGGAUUGAUGGAGCCUUCAAGGUUGUGGAACCCUUCACGAAAGCUCUCCUUUCUAGAAUGAGUCUUAUGGGUGAACCACCCGACGAACUAGAAGAAUAUUUGGAAGAAGAGAGAAACAGAGAGAAAGAACAACUACGUGACUUCAUUGAGAGGCUGGUGAAUGACAUACUCGGUGAAAACGUUGAUGAUGCAAGCAUCAAUAAGAUUUACGACGACAGUAAUUAUGAGAAAAUUUUCGAAAAAUACCACAGGAACCUCAGUGAAAUCCUGACAGACUUGGGAACAUCUCUUCAGAUAUCCCUCAGUCAUCUACCACUUGUAGGGGAGUCCCCUUGCUCAGCUCACACAGCGCUCAAAGUCAUCAUACAAAAGAUCAUCAGAGAAGCUAGUCAGCUUCCAAAAUUGAAUGGAGAAGGAACAACCAACGCCUUGGAACAAAACAAUAGGACAUACGAAGACCUUCUCUCAACUGCCAUAUUGAAUAAAAUAAUAAGUACAUCACAGAGCAACCUGCACACAGAAACUGGUUCAUCAUCGAGGACCAACAGCGUCUACAGCCAUAGAUCGUCUUCGUCCAGGAGACGAGCUCAAAAAGAAUAUUUCUUCGGUGAAGAAACGUUAGACCACAAAUGGAAGAAUGUCGAUACGGACACAGCGUCGAUUUCCAGCUUGGAAGAAUGGGUACAUAGUGAUUCUAGUCUCGGUUCAACCAAAUAUGUGGAUAAGGUGUCAUUGACGAUCAAGCAACGAAUAGAAGAAGUCUCUUCCAGCGAUUCAGAACGAGAAGACGAGAGACUCGACGAAGCGGAGUACUUCCGGUCCAACUCGGCGUUCUCCAACGAAGAACCGAACUGGUUCCUGCAGAAGAGGCAGUUCAGAGGCGGCACCAGUUCCCCGGUUCCGGUGCCCAUGCUGGUGCCCGAUCCUACCACCGAGGCCAAGGUGCUCAUCGGCGACCGGGAAGUCGAGGACACGUCCGAUCUGUCGGACGUACCGUCCGAUUUCGAGCACGAUCCGGCCGAUCAGGUCAGCCUGAUGGACGUGAAGAACCACCUGAUCGAGACCAAGUGCCUGAUCGGCGGGAAGAACCCGCUGGUCGACCUGUCGGUCGCGCGACUGUCGGACGACGAGGUGUCGGCCGACUCGGGCGUGAAGGAGUGCAAGGAUCUGGACGAGGCGGAUCCGGAGGCUUUGACGGCCGGUCGGAAACACGAGAAUGAAGUCGCGCCUUCGAUAUGUUCAGAUGGCAGCACAGCAGAACGAGAUACUGAAUACACAGAAAAAUACGCAACCCUACCCAGGACCAUCUUGUUACCCCUGGAAAGCAGCAGGUCUGUAAAGAAUGGAAACAAUGAAAACAAUAAACCCGGAUUAGGAGAUAAAGAACAAACGAACGGCAUAGAAGAAGAAAGCAACGAGGAAAAUCCAAUCGAGUUUACAGGUGUAUACAGUCAGAGAGAAAAGGAAAAAUGGAAGAAUGCCGUUGAGCUUAAAAACAAUCCAUACUCAAAGGAAAACAUAGAAAGGCGAAUCAAAUCACGAAAUUCUAUAAAUUCCCUAUUUGGGAGUGACUACUACAUCAGGCAAGCUCGCCUACCCUCCGGUGCGAAGAAGUCUGAGGUCGCAAAUUCAGAUUCGAAGAGCGAGGAAGACGUUCCUUCGAAUCAAGAAGAAGAAGAGGAGCUCAUCUACGAAGAUUGCCAGGAAGACGAGCCCGUGGUCGAUUCCUUCGCGGCCAAGAAAAUUUUUCUGGACGAAUCCAACCCGGCGAGCUUGGAAAAAACGACCAACGGUUUCAACUCCCUGGAGACGAAUUCGUCGGAACGUUUCGACUCGGAAAUAGUGCUAUCUUCAGAGAUAACCAGCGACUCCGAGGCGAGCUUGGUGAAUUGUUACGAUGUAACCCAGUCCGUCGUCUAUAAAAAAUUGUCGAAGGACGAUAACGAGGAGAUCCAAACGGCCGAGCAAUUUUUCGGUUUCGAAAGUUUGGACGCUUGCUCGAACCACGAGGAAGUGGAUUGCGUCGAGGAGUUGUCGGUGAAGCCAGUGGCUAAACCCAGGAGAAACGUGAACUCCAUUCCCAACACUGAGAUCAAGAUGCAGACCUUUGAAGAAGGCGCCGAGGAGAAACAGAGAUGCAAGGAAUCAGACGAUGGUUUCGACGCAGUACCAUACGUCAUAAAUAAAAGGUCCGAUAACACCCUGAUAAGGAAGAUUUACUCGGAUCCUAGCGUGAGAUCCUUCGCUUUAAACAACAGAAACAAACUACCGAUAUCAGUCGAUGACACUUUCAAGAAUAAAAAACCCCCCUCACCUCCUAGAACAUCCCCGGAGAAAUCCAAUACGAAGCCGUUAAAAACUGAAUCAAGAAAGAUCGCGGAGUUUCCCAAAAAACCGGAGGAAGCCAAAGUAUCGAGCGAAUGGGAGGCAAAGUAUGCCGAUAUAGAUUGUUUUUAUGCCAGGGCAAACGCGGUAACGAAAGACAGCAAAUCUGACGGGGACGAAAAAGAGAUCAUAGAGUUGAAGGAGCAAAAAUUGGUGUCCAGCAGAUUGAAAGAGUUCUCCAAGUCUUCUAUAAAUCUGUCGAGGAUAUCGGAUGAAAGUCUAGAUCAGGGAUUUUCCAGUGGACUGAACAAAAACAGAGCAGCUUCUGUUGAAAUCGACGGCACUGAAAGGGAGCCACAAUAUCAAAGAGGCGAGAGAUCGACCUCUGUUAAAGAUUUGAGGAAGAAAUUCGAACAAUUCGAUGCAAAAGCUAAGUCCGAAAAAGCUAUAUUGUAUAGCUUGACAGGGCGUAGCAUUUCCAAGCAAUUCAAAGAAAGACUCAGGGAAAUCGGUGAUGAUUCUCUGACCCUUUCACAAGUUCAUUCUUUAUCGCUCACAAAUCUGGAAGUGGAAGAGAAUUCAAGAUAAUUCUGAUGUGAAAAGGAGAGGAACCUAAGGAAUAAAUUAUUUAUUUAAUAUUAUCAUAUUUAAAUUUUGUAUAUUUUUGUUUUUGUCAGGUACUUGUUGAAUAUAUUUGUGAGAAAAAUA
Molecule: messenger RNA, 3333 nt
Organism: Coccinella septempunctata (seven-spotted ladybird)
Lineage: Eukaryota; Metazoa; Arthropoda; Insecta; Coleoptera; Coccinellidae
Gene: M7BP
Exons: 14
Coding region: 1-3213 (1070 amino acids)
Source: RefSeq, a predicted model, not a curated record